Molecule: messenger RNA, 1434 nt
Organism: Micromonas pusilla CCMP1545
Lineage: Eukaryota; Viridiplantae; Chlorophyta; Mamiellophyceae; Mamiellales; Mamiellaceae
Exons: 2
Coding region: 70-1332 (420 amino acids)
Biological process (GO): ribosomal large subunit biogenesis; rRNA processing
Cellular component (GO): nucleolus; preribosome, large subunit precursor; nuclear periphery
Source: RefSeq, a predicted model, not a curated record
CGCAAACCGGAGGCGGAGCCGGAGUCGGAGUCGGACGUCGAGUUCGAGGACGAUGACCUCAGGCGAGAGAUGGAGAUGGACGCCGACGCCGACGCCGGCGGCGGCGGCGACGGCGACGACGACGACGCGCUCGAGGACGAGGACGACGAGCUCGAGGCUGAGAUGGCGGCGCUGGAGAGCUCGCGACGCGAGCGCGGGUACAAGAAGCUCGAGAACAGGGCGUUCGUGAACAACAAAGAGGGACUCCGCGCGUCGCUCGACGACUUCCAGUGGACGAAGAAAGCGAAGUGGAUCGACCACAUGGUCGUCGCCGGGACGAAGACCGCGGAGACGCUCGCGGACGUCAACGACGAUCUCGCGCGCGAGACGCACUUCUACGAGCACGCGCUGCGCUCCGCGGAGGUGGCCAUAAAAAACCUCAAAGAGAUCGGCGUCGCCGUGAAGCGCCCCGACGACUUCUACGCCGAGAUGGUCAAGUCCGACGAGCACAUGAAGCGCGUGCGCGCGGAGCUGAUAUUCGAGCAGACGAGCCAGGAGACGAGGGAGGAGCGGCGCAAGGCGCGGGAGCAGAAGCGGUACGGGAAGCAGGUGCAGGCUGAGAAGAUCAAGGAGCGGACGCUCAAGAAGAAGGAGAGCAUCAAAAAUUUGGACAAGUGGCGGAAGCAGAGGAAACAGAACGGGUUCGCGGACGACGGGAAGGCGCCGGACGGGUUCGAGGACGCGCCGAGACAAAAAGAGAGGGGGGGGUCCAGAGGCGGCGGCGGGCAGCACGGGCGGUCCACGCCGGAGUCGCAGAAGAAGCGCGAGUUCAAGAACGAAAAGUUUGGCUUCGGCGGUCGCAAGAGGGUACGUCGUCGUCGUCGUCGCGCGAACGGUCGCACUUCUGCCGUUUUUUUUUCGUUUCGUUUCGUCACGUUCGCGACUUUUCCCGCUCGAAUCGACUCGAAACUCGAGACUCGAAACUCGAUCGAUCAUAGGCGGGCUCAAGGGGUGCUGCCCGCAUCCCUUGAAGCCUGGCGAAAGGGGCACCUUCUCCUCUACGGUGUAUAUCCCGCGCUAAAACGCCUUAAAGUACCGCCGGCGGUCGUAGGCUCUCUCGGUCCCUGGCGCGCGUUCGCGCGCGCACACAUCGAGAGAGCCUCCCGUCACGCGCCGCGCAUAUUCCAUUGCCUGGGCGAGCGACGUCGUCGCCAUUACGCCUCUGGACAGACCAUGCUCGUGCUAUUCGACCCGACUCGGUUCCGUCGCCGCCUCCUCGAAACUCGAAACGCGCGGGCGGCGCUCCGUCCUGACGUUCUCUCUCCUUCUCCUUCUCCUUCUCUUCGCAGAUGAACAAGCAGAACGACAAGCAGGGCCUGCAGGACAUGAGCUCGUACAAGCCCGCGAACUUCGACGCCGGGUUCAAGGCUGGGAAAGGAUGGGGCGACAUGUCGG